This is a messenger RNA of Macroventuria anomochaeta, 1068 nucleotides long. Its product is annotated as DER1-domain-containing protein. Gene Ontology annotation, molecular function: misfolded protein binding; ubiquitin-specific protease binding. Gene Ontology annotation, biological process: endoplasmic reticulum unfolded protein response. The record is from RefSeq and is a predicted model, not a curated record. Gene Ontology annotation, cellular component: Hrd1p ubiquitin ligase ERAD-L complex; endoplasmic reticulum membrane. The coding region runs from base 58 to 834 and encodes 258 amino acids. NCBI's taxonomy places the organism in Eukaryota, Fungi, Ascomycota, Dothideomycetes, Pleosporales, Didymellaceae. The transcript is spliced from 3 exons.
CUCGCUGUUCCUCAGACACCACAAUCUCACCACACUCGUUCGCAGCUGUGAUUCACGAUGGAUGUCUUUUGGACGCUGCCGCCGGUCUCUAGGACCAUCACGGCACUUUCUAUAGUUGUAUCAGCCUUGGGCUAUGGUGGCAUCACCAACCGCUACCAGUACAUCUUUGCAAGCCACAUGGUCUUCACCACAAAGAUCGUACCGCAAAUAUGGCGCGUCUUCACCGCGUUUCUCAUUACGAAACCGAAGUUUGCCAUUCUGCUAGACCCAUACUUCCUAUACCAGUACGGCAGCGCCAUUGAGCGCGAGUCGUCGCGCUUUGCGCAGCCGGGCGACUUCUUCAUGUACACUAUGUUCGUUGGCUCGGUCAUAGUUGCGCUUGCAGGUGUCAUCCUUGACGGCUACACGUUCCUCCCCGCGCUCUCCCUCGCAUACGCAUACACGUUCGCCCAAGACAACCCGACGCGUCAGGUCAACUUCUUCAUCGUGAACUUCGACUCCAAGUACCUGCCCUUCGCUAUGCUGUUCAUGACCUUCAUCAUUGACGGCCAAGGCGCUGCGCUCACCCAGCUCACUGGUCUCGUCGCCGCACACUUGUACGACUUCCUCACACGCAUCUGGCCGACAUUCGGUGGAGGCAAGAAUUACAUGUUCACACCACAGAUCGUGAAGCGCUGGUUUGGUGCCACGCCAGGGACGGCGCAGAACAGGGGAUAUGGGUACGCUGUGCAGGGUCACGGGCGCGAGGCUGGAUCAAACCAGCCGAGUACAGGGCGCAGUACAGGUGCUCAGCUCGGCAAUAUGGGCCCAGGCCGCCGUCUCGGAGGAGAGUGAUGCACAUGUGUUGUACAAGGGCAAGCUGCGAUCACCUACGGAUCGCGCAGUGGGGUGAAGGCUGGAUUGCCUGACGCUCAAGAGAAGGCUGGCGUACUUGGGAAACAGUUUGUUAGCCGAAAAAGUAGGAAAGCCGAUCGUAUACUAUACCAGAUACAAGACCCAUGCAUAACAACAUCUUCCCGCAACCUUCACAAAUAAGCUGAAAAAAUCGUUAGGCUUAUCAAACAGCUC